AUGCCCGACCUCAGGCGAGCUCGAGGCCGACGGCCUGGACUCGCGGCCGGCGGCCGAACUCCAGGCCUACGCCGGCGCCCAGCGAGCGCAGGCGGCGGCCGACCUGGGGGGGAAGGAGAGGAGCAGGUGAGGUUCCUCCUGGAGCUGCCCGCGACCCAUGGAGGCAGGCCCCUGUCCCACCAGGGCAUCGCGUGGCUGCUCGGGAUUCCAGAGGAGGAGGUCGCCGCGUUCGCCGCGCGCCGCUGCGGCGUGCGGGCCACGUUCCAGCAGCAGAUGCGGGUCUGGGUGCGCCGCCCACGGGAGGCCACGGUGACCCUGGAGCUGCGCGAGGGCUCCCGCGGCGUCCCGCUGGGGAGGUCCAAGCUGAACGUGGCGCAGCUUCUGGACAGGGAGGAUCAGGAAGGAGCCAAAACACACGAACACACAAUGAAUCGUCGAUCCCCCCGAAAAGAUGCGAAACUACGGGAGGUGGGGGGAAGGACGAAGGCCCAGAACAUGUGA
Prorocentrum cordatum is the source of this 501-nucleotide messenger RNA. The record is from the annotation of a GenBank genome assembly. NCBI's taxonomy places the organism in Eukaryota, Dinophyceae, Prorocentrales, Prorocentraceae.